AUGACAGAUAACACAACUUCCAGCGACUUAAUAAAGAAUGUCGAAACGGCUCGCUCCACUAUCGAUGGUUUAAUUGAAUCUCUAGGGUGGAUUGAACUAAAUUACCGUUGUGAGAGGCAAUGCAAUUGGGAUGAAGUUUGUUACACUCCUUCCUGGGGCCCAUCUCCAAUGGGUAUGACUGAACCAGGUUCCCACAAUGAGGGAUUUGGAACCCACUUUGAUGAAUCUCGACAAAGGUUGGUUAUUAACAGUAAACUACAGUGUAUCAAUAUAAAUGAUUUGAUGGUUAAUCGUAAUCAUUAG
Molecule: messenger RNA, 303 nt
Organism: Saccharomyces cerevisiae S288C
Lineage: Eukaryota; Fungi; Ascomycota; Saccharomycetes; Saccharomycetales; Saccharomycetaceae
Gene: YPL278C
Exons: 1
Coding region: 1-303 (100 amino acids)
Source: RefSeq, marked reviewed